AUUUAUUAGAAUAACAAAUGUCCCCAUUACCAGAACCAAACAAUAAUGGAAUUCAAACACCUGAGAAUAGAGAAGCCUACAGAUUUAUUUACAAGAACAAGGAAUAUGAUUUUACAGAAUAUGUUCCUAAACACCCUGCAGGAAGAAGUUUCUUUGAUAAAAUGAAAGAUGAGAAAUAAGACAUUACCGAAUAUUUUAGCUGUCUACAUUCAAAAAAGGCAUUGAAAAUAUUAAAGUCCUAAAAAGUUGUGCGUACUGAUCUUAAGGAAUCAGAAGACAGCAAACGUUAUUCUCAUAUCAAGAAGUAAGUCAAAGAUCUUUUCUAACCAGAUUGGACCAUUGAAAUCCUUCUCCUCGUAGCAUUGAGUCUUGGAUUAUAUCUUGGUGUCACAACUGAUUGGUACAUAGCCAUACCGACAAUUGCACUAACUUAGAUAGUGGCUGGAUGGUAAGGCCAUUCCACCAAUCAUAAUCGACAUCCAUUGUUGUAUAAGUUCUCCAUUCCCUAUGGUAUCCUCCAUGGCUUCUCCGCAGACUGGUGGUAAUUCAAACAUAAUAACCAUCAUAUCUUCACUAACAGAAUUGGAAAGGAUGAUGACAUCGAUCACACAUAUUAAAUGUGGUAAUACGGAUUCCUCUAUUUAAAAUGGAAGGUUGAUUCAGUCAUUGCAUCCUAUAAUAAAAUUGACAUUCUCUACGUGUUGAUGCAUCAAGUUAUUGUAUUCUAAUAAAAAAUUUGGAUCUAUUUGGUUGCACAAUAUAUCGCAGGAUUCUUCAGUGCAUGCAUUCUCAUUGGAAAUCAUGAAAGAGAAUAUAAAUUCUACAAAAAGAUUGACAAGCCAUUCAUUGAACAUUAAAUCAUCACCUCCAGAAAUUAUGACUGGACAGAUUGGUUAUCCAAUUUGAUAAUGGGAGGCAUGCAAUUCUAAACAGAACAUCAUUUAUUUCCUCAAAUCCCAUUUUAUAGAUUGCCUCAUGCAGCCAAAAUUAUUAACAGAGAAUUGAAUAAAUUUGGAUAUAAAAUUCGUGUGGAUAAGAUAUUGUGAUAUAUUUUUAUUAAAAUAAAUAAAAUUUGAAAAUUUAUAUUCAAA
Molecule: messenger RNA, 1091 nt
Organism: Paramecium tetraurelia
Lineage: Eukaryota; Ciliophora; Oligohymenophorea; Peniculida; Parameciidae
Exons: 5
Biological process (GO): lipid metabolic process
Cellular component (GO): membrane
Molecular function (GO): heme binding; oxidoreductase activity, acting on paired donors, with oxidation of a pair of donors resulting in the reduction of molecular oxygen to two molecules of water
Source: RefSeq, a predicted model, not a curated record